UUAAUUUCAGAAGUUCUAUCAUCAAACGAAAUGCUGUGAAAGUCACGUUUUAUUAUCCCGGUUUUGUUUCUGAGAUCUCGUUCUUUAUUAACUGAUGAGAUUAAUCUGUUGUGUUAAACGCUUCUCUCGAAGAAGAAGAAACUCCAUCAUAUCAACUAUAUAAACGUAAACACGCCCAAAGCUGCUGAAUAAAGCAUAAAAGGGUGAAAAGAUUUAAUGCUCGAAAUCUUUAAGUGACUUUGAUGACACGAUGACGUAAUUCUGUUCUAGUGUAGAGUUAAUACAGAAAUAAACGUUUUAUUCAAAUUCGAUAAAGAGCGGGAAGUGCAAACAAAGGAAACUGAAUCGCUUGUGGGAGGGUCAUCUUCAAACACGAGACUGUGGGCGGGAAACACUUUCAUUGGCUCUCUAUCUGACCCGUCAAACUAUGAGCUGACCAAUAGAAACAUUUUAUAGGUUCGGCCGACGAAGACACGCAAUCAGACAACAGGCUCCGUUACGCUAAACAUUUGCAUGUGGGAGUGAAUAAAUACCACAGCGACGAAACUCUUCAACAUUCAUCAUUUUCUCAUCUGUGAAGAAGCAUCAUGCCUGAACCAGCCAAACCCGCGCCCAAGAAGGGCUCUAAGAAGGCCGUCACCAAGACCGCCGUUAAGGGAGGAAAGAAGCGCAGAAAGUCCAGGAAGGAGAGUUACGCCAUCUACGUGUACAAAGUGCUCAAGCAGGUCCACCCCGACACCGGCAUCUCUUCCAAGGCGAUGGGCAUCAUGAACUCUUUCGUCAACGACAUCUUCGAGCGCAUCGCCGGUGAGUCGUCUCGUCUCGCGCACUACAACAAGCGCUCCACCAUCACGUCGAGAGAGAUCCAGACCGCCGUGCGUCUGCUGCUGCCCGGUGAACUCGCCAAACACGCCGUGUCCGAGGGCACCAAAGCCGUCACCAAGUACACCAGCUCCAAGUAAAGCGCCGCUUUCAUCCGCCGCACACAAAGGCUCUUUUAAGAGCCACACACUUAUUCCUUUAAAAGAGAUUCUUGUUAUUGUAAGCAUUUACUGUGUAUGUGUAUUAUCAUUUAAAUUAUGACGCGUAUAAAAUGUCAACCAACCG
Triplophysa dalaica is the source of this 1107-nucleotide messenger RNA. Its product is annotated as histone H2B-like. The record is from RefSeq and is a predicted model, not a curated record. Gene Ontology annotation, cellular component: nucleosome. Gene Ontology annotation, molecular function: structural constituent of chromatin; protein heterodimerization activity; DNA binding. The transcript has a single exon. The coding region runs from base 588 to 962 and encodes 124 amino acids. Lineage: Eukaryota; Metazoa; Chordata; Actinopteri; Cypriniformes; Nemacheilidae.